GAGUAAAGAUGGUGGUGUGGAGGUCUCCGCCUUCUGCUCCUGGUUGAAGCUCUCUGAGGCGGCAGCGGCAACCCAAGCCGCACUAGCAGUCUAGUGGUGGUAGUUUCAGCAGCAACUAACUGCAGGGGACUAGAACCAUGGCGGAGCUGGAGCACCUGGGCGGGAAGCGGGCAGAAUCGGCGCGAAUGCGGCGGGCUGAGCAGCUGCGGCGCUGGCGGGGCUCACUGACAGAGCAGGAGUCCGCGGAGCGACGAGGCGCAGGGAGACAGACGCAGACGAGGCGUGGGAGCCCCAGGGUCCGCUUCGAGGACGGCGCUGUCUUUCUGGCCGCCUGUUCCAGCGGGGACACAGAUGAGGUGAAGAAGCUUCUAGCCAGAGGGGCGGACAUCAACACGGUCAACGUGGACGGCUUGACAGCCCUGCACCAGGCAUGUAUUGAUGAAAAUUUGGACAUGGUAAAGUUUUUGGUGGAAAACAGAGCCAACAUAAACCAGCAAGACAAUGAGGGCUGGACACCUCUUCAUGCAGCAGCUUCCUGCGGCUAUCUCAACAUAGCAGAGUAUUUCAUUAACCAUGGAGCAAGUGUGGGUAUGGUGAACAGCGAAGGUGAGGUCCCCUCUGACCUUGCAGAAGAGCCAGCUAUGAAGGAUCUGCUUCUGGAGCAAGUGAAGAAGCAAGGAGUUGAUCUAGAGCAGUCAAGAAAGGAAGAAGAACAGCAGAUGUUACAGGAUGCCCGCCAAUGGCUCAACAGUGGGAAAAUAGAAGAUGUGAGGCAGGCUCGCUCAGGGGCCACAGCCCUCCAUGUGGCUGCUGCCAAGGGCUACUCUGAAGUCCUCAGACUUUUAAUUCAGGCUGGCUAUGAACUCAAUGUUCAGGAUCAAGAUGGCUGGACUCCCCUCCAUGCUGCUGCGCACUGGGGAGUGAAGGAGGCUUGCUCCAUCCUGGCAGAAGCACUCUGUGACAUGGAUAUCUGCAACAAACUGGGCCAGACACCAUUCGAUGUGGCUGAUGAGGGUCUUGUGGAACACUUGGAGAUGCUUCAGAAGAAGCAGAAUGUGCUUCGAAGUGAAAAGGAAACACGGAAUAAACUUAUUGAAUCAGACCUGAACAGCAAGUUGCAGAGUGGACUCUUUAAGAACAAAGAGAAGAUGCUCUAUGAGGAAGAGACACUCAAAUCCCAAGAAAUGGAGGAAGAAAACAAAGAAUCCAGUAGCUCAAGUUCAGAGGAAGAGGAAGGUGAAGAUGAAGCUUCUGAGUCAGAAACUGAGAAGGAGGCAGAUAAAAAGCCUGAAGCCACUGUCAAUCAUUCCAAUUCUGAAAGCAAGAGUAGAAUCACAGAGCAAAUACCAGCACCAGCUCAAAAUACCUUCUCUGCCUCUUCUGCUAGGCGAUUCUCCUCCAGCCUUUUUAACAAGCCAGAAGAGGCCAAAGAUGAAUCUCCUUCUUCAUGGAGAUUGGGACUCAGAAAAACUGGCAGCCACAAUAUGCUGAGUGAGGUGGCCAAUUCCAGGGAGGCUUUAAGGGACCGAAGCGCCUCCAUCUAUCGCUCCUCUUCGAGCCCUCGGAUCUCUGCUCUGCUGGACAACAAAGAUAAGGAAAGAGAAAAUAAAAGCUAUUUUAGUUCUCUAGCACCCCGGAGGCUCAGUAGCACAACUGACAUUGAAGAAAAGGAGAACAGGGAAUCAGCUGUGAAUCUGGUGAGGAGUGGCUCCUACACUCGGCAGCUGUGGAGGGAUGAAACGAAGGGGAGGGAAACCCCGCAGACAGUUGCUCCUUCCACCUAUGUGUCAACCUACUUGAAAAGUGCUUCAUUUGGUAGAAGUAGUGACCCCACAAGUCCCUACAUUUCAGCCAGUCGCAAUUCAUCUCCUGCUACCUCACCCAUUACCAUUGGUUCAUCUACCUCUCGGGGCAGCCAGUGGCAACAUGCCUCUUCUUGCUCUGCACCAAUCAGUGCAAACACUACUGCAUCAGUACAACAUGGCAGGGCUCCUUACAAAUCACAGGCUGACUCUACAGCAGAGAAAACAGCUGACAGUGUCUCUUCUAGUACCCCGCUUUGUGUGAUCACCAAUCGCCCUCCACCCAGCACUGCCAAUGGGGUCACCGCUGUCACAGUGCCCUCAUCUACUGCAGCAGACUCCUCUGUGGAAGCCAGGGAGAAGAGGAGGUCCUAUCUGACACCUGUACGGGAUGAGGAAGCUGAGUCUUUACGGAAAGCACGCUCCAGACAGGCUCGGCAGACUCGGAGGUCCACUCAGGGUGUUACCCUAACAGACCUUCAAGAAGCUGAAAGGACUUUUAGCCGUUCAAGGACAGAACGCCAAACUCAAGAGCAGCCUAGUGAGAAGCCUGCUGAUACUGCUGAUACUGCUGAUACUGAGAAGCAAGACCCCUCAACAGUACUGACAAAGGAAGCUGGGGAGAACCAGCACCCUUGGGGCAGGAGUCUGGUUGAAGAGCCUGUCUAUCGUCGUCUGAGGUGUCCAAGUCAGCCAGACAAACCCACAAGCCCAGUGUCUCCUGUAUCAAGACCCUCACUAUAUACCAGCUCUCAUCUGCUACAGACAAGUAGAUCUUCAGCGCCCGAUUCUGAGAGUUCGGAGACUGCCACAAACACUGUAACUGCAAAGGAAAUGGACAAGAAUGAGAGUGAAGAAGCAGAUGUGGAUGAUCAGUCCUCUAAUCGGCUGUCCAUCCGAGAGAGGAGGAGGCCCAGGGAACGUCGAAGAGGCACAGGCAUCAACUUCUGGACAAAGGAUGACGAUGAAGCUGGUGACUCUGAGGAGGUUAAAAAAAUAUGGCAUGAAAGACUUUCUAGGUUGGAAUCAGGAGGUAGUAUCCCUGCAACCAGCGAUUCUUACAGUGACCGGCCCUCAGCAAGGGCCCGGCGGGAGGCCCGGGAGGCUCGUCUAGCCAGCCUGACCAGCCGUGUGGAAGAAGACAGCAACAAGGAUUAUAAAAAACUGUAUGAAAGUGCCCUGACUGAAAACCAAAAGUUGAAAUCAAAGCUUCAGGAGGCCCAGCUAGAGCUAGCAGAUGUAAAAUCCAAGCUUGAAAAGAUGGCCCAGCAAAAACAGGAGAAGACCUCUGAUCGCUCAUCAGUGCUGGAGAUAGAGAAACGGGAGAGGCGAGCCUUGGAACGGAAAAUGUCGGAAAUGGAGGAAGAGAUGAAGGUGUUAACAGAACUGAAAUCCGACAACCAGAGGCUGAAAGAUGAAAACGGUGCCCUCAUCAGAGUCAUCAGCAAACUGUCCAAAUAGGUUCCACAUUAGGAGCGGGGGACAGCAUUUGCUGCCCCACUCUUCUAGCCAUUGCCUUCCAGCCAAGAGAAGUGAAUGUUUUGGCGGAAGGACACUUCCUCCUGACCCUCUUCAGUCACCUCCUCUGCACUGUACAUUAUCUCUGCGCUCUGAAUGCCUGGCUCCUCCCAUACCCCGUCCUGAGUUUUAUGAGUUUUAAUUGAAGUGUGACUGUGAUCAUGCAGGCCAUCUGGAGAAGGCCUUGUGGAGCACCCCGAGCUCAGCCAUGGACCCCAGCUUUUCUGCUCUGCUGCUUUGUCCGUAUUGGAUUCAGUUCAAACCAUAAGGCUUCUGCCUUUUCACUGCCCCUGCGUCCUCUGAUCCAGGUGAGUCUUGUGCUGGUGACUCCAGGAUCCUGUCUGGGAUGUGAAGAGAAAUGACGGGACAGGGAAUUAAGCAUCCAACGCUCUGGAGCUGCGUUUCUUUGGAGUCCAAGUGACCGUGACUCUGCUUCACCUCUCAGGAACUGACUCGUUUUUAUCUUUGCUUCCUUCAUGCCUCACCCUUUCUCUGGGGCUCACGCGGUCCUGGCCUCACUCCUUUCCCUUCCUUUCUGUCCUUCUGUUCUCCCACCCCACCUCCUCACCUGAUUGUGUAAGAGCUGGAAGAGAGCACCUGACCUCAUCCUCAGCCAUCAUGGAAAAUCUGGGGACUAGAAAAGCAUCACUCUGGUGCCGUGGUGGCAGCACCAUGAGCCCUGUCCCUGUAAGGUAGCCCAUGGCAUAAGUGCCAGCCCACCAUUGGCAUCUUCCACUUGUCUUCUCCCUGCAGUGAUUUUCCGUAUGAGAAAAUCGGGGCUGGGAAUACCCCAUUCUGCCUUGCUGCCUUGCUUCCUCCCUCUCUCAUCUGGUGCCUGCUCCUACUGAGAAGUGAAGUCAUUGCAAGGAGGUCUGAGGGGCAGGGAGGGCAGCUUGUUGGGAGCCGGGCUGGAGGGUGGAAGCAGGGGGAGACACAGAUGGUGAAAGAGUAUUGAGGGUGCUUCCGGGGUUAGGACAAAGAAGACUGUCCGCUCGUUAUGCUCCUGAGAAUGGUGGUGAGCUCGAGUACCUCUGGGGGGUUAGGUUUAGGGGGGAGACAUUUGCUUUCUUAGAAACUAACAGGAAGAAAUGACAGCUUGAAAAGGUUUAAAGGGAUGAGGUACUUCCAACCCAUGAUGAGAGUCAUGGAAUUUUAUUUAGAGUGGCAAGGCUCAGCAGUCGCUCGACCCAGUUUUCCAGUUGUGUCGCAGCUUUGACCAUUUUCAGGUGGCCUCUGAUGGCUGUGCAUUGAUUACUCAGAGGUGAGGCAGCUUAACGAUCAGAGUUUCUCCUGAGGGGAGCUAAACUUGACCGGUGAGUUCUCCACAUAGGCCACAUCUACCCUUUGUAGCUUUAACGUGACAGCCCUCCCAGUACUUGGGGUUGGUGCUCUCCCUUCAUCUCACUUGGAGCUCACGUCUUCUGCAGUUCACACGGUGAGCUUUCCAUGGGAUCACACAGUCACAUACUGGCCGCCCUGCUCUAAACACAAACAGCCUUUAAAUACCAUGCCUGGCCUUGACAGAGGUCUUCGUGACAGUGCACAAUUAAACCACUAGUUUUCGUGAUGACCCAAUAUUAAUGUGAAAUUUUUUUGGUAGGACUGGUAUCCCAUGGUUCAUUUUGAAGGUGCGGGUCAUGUAAAGCCCUGUCAUUUUAGGGUAAGUAGUGACAGUGAAGAGAAUGGUUCAUUCCCAUAACGUAUCCAACCUCUGUUAGUUUAUUUCCUGGAAACAGCAGUGUUGUUCACCAUAACUCUCUGAACCAUCCAGUGCUUUUUUUUUUUUUUUUUUUUUUUUU
This is a messenger RNA of Fukomys damarensis (Damara mole-rat), 5119 nucleotides long. It is a transcript of the gene Ppp1r12b, whose product is annotated as protein phosphatase 1 regulatory subunit 12B. Gene Ontology annotation, molecular function: phosphatase regulator activity; enzyme inhibitor activity; protein kinase binding. The record is from RefSeq and is a predicted model, not a curated record. NCBI's taxonomy places the organism in Eukaryota, Metazoa, Chordata, Mammalia, Rodentia, Bathyergidae. Bases 138 to 3263 code for a protein of 1041 amino acids. Gene Ontology annotation, cellular component: A band; cytoplasm; Z disc. The transcript is spliced from 25 exons. Gene Ontology annotation, biological process: signal transduction.